This is a messenger RNA of Symbiodinium natans, 1881 nucleotides long. The record is from the annotation of a GenBank genome assembly. NCBI's taxonomy places the organism in Eukaryota, Dinophyceae, Suessiales, Symbiodiniaceae.
AUGACGGAUUUGUGCAGAGCUAGAGAUGCCACGCGUAUCAUCAAAAACGCUGGUCGGAUCAGCUGGAAGAGGGUCCAGGCAGUUUUCUGCGACAUGAGGGUGCUACAAGCUGAGACGAACGUGAUCCACUACAGUGCUGCCAUUUCUGUCCUCUUCGGCCAUUGGCCCCUAGCCUUGGCCUUCCUGGAACACUGCAGUCAGGAUACCGUCAGCUUCAAUGCGAUGUUAGGGGUUUUUGCCAAGAACGCCAUGUGGCAAGUGGCACUGGACAUGCUUUGUCGCCAAGAUUCCAUCGAUUCUGCUAUAGAUGUGGACGUUGUCAGCUACAGCACAGUCGUCAGCGCAUGUGAGAAGGCUGGGCGUUGGCGUGCUGCCAUGGGAGUCCUGGCUUUGAUGUCGGCAAAAACGACGAGGCCCAGCCUCGUCACCUUCAGCACAAUUCUUAGCUCAUGUGGCAAAGCAGGAGAGUGGGCAAAAGGCCUUACAUGCUUGACAGAGAUGCGGCGGCAGCUCUCUGAGCCCAACCUGAUCACUCUGAACUCGGCGAUUACAUUGUGCGACAGGAGCUUCCAGUGGCAGGCAGCCCUUUUUACGGCAUCCUGGCUUGGAUGCCAGUCCUUAAAUCCAGAUGACAUCACCUGCAGAGCCGCAAUGAGUGCAUGCCAGAAGGUGGGUCGAUGGUCUCGCGUCAUCGCUCUGCAGGAGCGAGGAUACGCUACAGGCUUCAACCCGGGUGAGGUCGGCUGUCGCUCGGCCAUGGACGCGUGCAGCGACUGGCACCUGUCUUUGGCGCUUUUUGCAACCUCACCUUCUGUGAGGCUCCAUGAAGGUGUCUCAAAUCACCCAGAGGACCUGAGGGCAAGCAUGUCACUGAGUGCCCUCACGUCGGAGGACCUGCCUUGGCAGGCUGUCACGGAAUUGCUUCGAGGCAUGCGCCGUGGUGCAACCCGGCCGAAUGAGAUUUGCAUCAACUCAGCCAUGAGCAUAUUCUCGCGUCAGCAGUGGGACUUGGCUUUGAAACUCAAUCAAGAGGAGAAUUUCCACAGUUUCAAUUGGAAUGCCGCCAUCGCAGCAUGUCAGAGGGUCAGCCACUGGCAGCGAGCCUGCUGGAUGCUUCGGGUACCAGGGAUUGAUGUGGUCGGCUUCAAUUCGGCUUUGCGAGAUGCGGACAAGUGGCAGCAUGCCAUGUGGCUCUUCGACAAGCUGACCCUUCAAGGCCUUCAGAGCACAGUCGUAAGCUUCAACUCGUUGGUGGCUGCUUAUGAAAAGGGCAAUCACUGGGACCUGGCAAUGCUUGCUUUAAGCUUGGGCCGCUUGGGGAGACAGGCAAAGGAGGAGAAGGGGGAGGGCCUAGAGCCCACAACCGUUUCAUGCAAUGCCGCCCUGAGCGCUUGCGAGAAGUGCGGCUUGUGGACACAGUCACUGAGCUUGCUUUCGUCGCAGGAGUUUUUCACGAAGGCGUGGCUGUCUCCAGACAUCAUCAGCUUCAGCGCGGCAGUCAGCGCCUGCGAGAAGGCAUCGAGUUGGCUCAACGCCCUCGGCCUCCUGGGCCGAGCUGCCGGUUGCCGUGUGCGCAGCAACCUGAUCUGUGCCAAUGCGGCGACCAGCGCUUGCGAGGGAGCCGGACAGUGGCAGGAAGCGUUGCAGAGCUUCGGGGCCAUGCGGCGAAGUGCCCUGCAGCCGGACCUCCUCAGCCACAGCGCUGCGAUGAGCGCCAUGGAGAAGGCAGGCCGAUGGCAGCUACCAACUUUGAUCCUGCAGGAAAUGUCUGCUUGCAUUUUGCAAGCUGAUGUUAUUUGUUGCCAGGUGGCCAUCAGUGCUUGCGAGACGGCGGAGGUGGCACGAGCGGGCAUUGAGCCGGCGAAUGUUAACGAUGGCUGA